AUGGUGGCUCAAACCGCGCAGCUCGAGGGACUGAGAAAACAAUUGGAAAGACGUUUCAUACAUUUCGGUGGUGAUAAUGACGCGAGUGCUAAACAGCCCUCCAGCGCGAAUCUCUCGUGGCGAGAGAUUGAGACUGUGUUCGAAAGCCGCAUUUCAACCGGCGUGGUGAUCAACGCGGAUUACGUCGACCCGCGGCGAUUUUUAGAGGACGCUCGCGAUGUAGUGCUAGAGCAUGUGCGAAACGCUAUCGAAAAACACAAUAGUGUCAAAGUGAAUACAGUGUUCAACGGCGAGUUCGUGGCGGGUGAAAAGACCGCCAAUAAAAGUAUAAACACGCGCAACCGAGAACUCUUUCCUACAACAGAUCUACAAGAGUGGUACGCGCAAUACGUGAUCAAGCCCACCUUGACGUCUCUCAAGGAGUUUCAGGACCGCGAUAGCGGGUGGGCGUUGCCGCGUAUACUGAACCUAACGGUCAACGUUAACAAACACAAUCCAUUGCAUGCAGGAUGUCAUGUAAAAUUACCGCAGGAGAUAAUUUCGAAGAAAGCGGCGAUCAAUGUGCGAUCGAAAAGCAAUGCAUGCUUCGCAUGGUCGGUGGUAGCAGCUCUGUAUCCAGCUGAUAGCAAGAGUAACGUGGCUAGAGAAUCAUCGUAUCCACACUACAACACGGUGCUGAAUCUCUGCAAUAUCGAGUUUCCCGUAACACUAAAGGACAUUACAAAGUUCGAACACCUCAACGAUGUAUCCGUCAAUGUAUACGGUAUCGGGGAGCAUGAGCAGAAGACGCUAAACGUUCUGCCCCUGCGACUCACCGAUCAAAAGAGGGAUAGACACGUCAACCUAUUGUACGUGCAGGGCAAGAACAACGUGGGACAUUACGUGUGUAUAAAGAAUCUGUCCCGCUUAGUGAGCUCGCAACUGAGCAGCAACAAACGACAAAAAUACAUUUGUGAUAGAUGUUUACAUUAUUUCUCCUCAAACGAGAGAUUGGAGGCCCACUCUAUAGACUGCCAAAGGAUGAACGACUGCGCCAUCGUUCUUCCAAACGAUGAUGACAAGUGGCUGCAGUUCGAAAAUUACAACAGGAAGGAACGGAUGCCGUUCGUCGUUUACGCCGACCUGGAGUGUGUCCUGCAGAAGACGGAUGACCCGAAGCUGUACCAGCGGCAUCAAGUAUGCAGCAUCGGGUACUACGUGCGGUGCUCCUACGACGAAACGUUGUCCGUUUACCGAUCCCGUCGCGAUACCGACUGCAUAGGAUGGUUCGCCGAACAAUUGCAAGAGUUGACGCAUUGCGUUAAAGCAAUACUAUCGCGUAAUAUCCCCAUGAUAGAGUUAACGCGAGACGAGCGGGUAAAAUUCGAUAGCGCAACGCACUGUCAUAUCUGCGAGAAACCGUUCACGCCAGACGACACGCAGGUUCGCGAUCAUUGCCAUCUCACCGGUCGGUACAGAGGUCUCGCGCAUUCUAAUUGUAACUUCAAUUAUCAAGAUACAUAUACGAUUCCAAUAGUCUUUCAUAAUUUAUCAGGCUACGACGCACAUUUUAUAAUUCAAGAAAUAGCUACCGCGUUCGAGGGCCAUGUCAACUUGUUGCCCAUAAUGAAAGAAAAAUACAUCUCGUUCACGAAACAUGUUAAUGAGUCAGACGACAAAAAAUGGCGAAACCAUGUGCAAUUGCGGUUCAUCGAUUCAUAUAAAUUCCUGAGCAGUAGCCUGGAUAAGUUAUCGUCAUAUUUAAAUAAGGAUAAACUUAAAAUCGUACAAUCGGAAUUUGCUUACUUAUCAAAUGAAGACUUUGAGUUAUUGACAAGAAAGGGCGUGUUCCCGUACGAGUACGUGGACUGCGUCGAAAAAUUAGCGGAUACUUGUUUACCACCGCGCGAAUCUUUCUAUAGUUCGCUGACCGGCGAGACGGUAUCUGAGAGCGAUUACGCGCACGCCGAGAACGCUUGGCAGCGGUUCGCCAUUCGAACGCUCAGCGAGUACAGCGAUUUAUAUUUAAAAACGGAUGUCUUGUUGUUGGCCGACGUUUUCGAGAAUUUUCGCGAUAGUUGCAUAAAAAGUUACGGUCUUGAUCCCGCGUAUUAUUACACUUUGCCCGGUUUUACAUGGGACGCGAUGCUUAAACAUACGCGCGUAAAUUUCGAACUUCUUACCGAUAUUGAUAUGGUCAUGUUCAUAGAACGCGGUAUUCGCGGCGGCCUGAGCCAGUGUUCUCACAGGUACGCACAGGCCAACAACAAGUACAUGCAGUCGUACGACCCAUCGAAACCCUCGUCGUAUCUCAUGUAUUUUGAUGUUAAUAAUUUAUACGGUUGGGCAAUGUGUCAGCCACUGCCUUAUGCCGAUUUUCGAUGGGUCGAUGACACUUCCAAUUUCGACGUGAACGCUAUCGCUCCCAAUUCACCAAAAGGAUACGUACUCGAGGUCGAUCUCGAGUAUCCAUGA
Ooceraea biroi (clonal raider ant) is the source of this 2454-nucleotide messenger RNA. RefSeq lists its product as uncharacterized. Gene Ontology annotation, biological process: DNA replication. The record is from RefSeq and is a predicted model, not a curated record. Gene Ontology annotation, molecular function: DNA binding; DNA-directed DNA polymerase activity; nucleotide binding. NCBI's taxonomy places the organism in Eukaryota, Metazoa, Arthropoda, Insecta, Hymenoptera, Formicidae.